This is a messenger RNA of Microplitis mediator, 3633 nucleotides long. RefSeq lists its product as uncharacterized. Lineage: Eukaryota; Metazoa; Arthropoda; Insecta; Hymenoptera; Braconidae. The record is from RefSeq and is a predicted model, not a curated record. The transcript has 6 exons. Bases 282 to 1181 code for a protein of 299 amino acids.
UACCUUGUUGUCAAGUACACGUGUUUACCGAAAAUAUAAAAUUAAGUUGCGUUUCGUGCUUAUCGUUAAUAAAAAGUACUUCAGAUCUGAUAAAGACGGAUUGUACCGAGAGUCGGACUAUAUUUUGGUAUAUAGUUGUCCGUGAGGGACCUAAGUAUUUGUGAUUCGGGAAGUAAUUAUUGGAGAUUUCCGUAAGCCAGUAAUACCGGCAUUUUCUUUUCCGCGCGCGGAGAUACUAAAUUGAAUAUACAGCAAUUAAUUGGGGACAUCAAUACCAUUCCAUGAUCGGACAGGCCGAUUAUAUUGUAAGGACGUCCACGCCGACCCCGGCUAGAGUUUUGAGAGGCAACGACCACGUGGAGACGGAUCGCCCAUACUCCGAGAUCAUCGACCGAUUUCCACAAAUAAGUGCAAACUAUAAUUUUGAUCCUUGCUCGAGUAUUUUGUGUAGAGAACGACAAAAAUUUCGACUUAAAAUCCCAAAUAGCUUACGAGAACUUGGUCAAAUUUCAGAUGCAAAUAAAAUUGCAAAAGCUUGUAUCGGAGUUAUCGGAAAAUCUGCUGUGAUGUUUACAACAUAUACGUUAUUAGCGGCUUCUAAUGAUAGUGACGAUGUAUUUAUGGAUGGCACUUUUGAGAAUAUUUCAUCUAAACCCAAUAUACAUCAACUCUACACCAUUUACAUUAAAUGCCGAGAUACGUAUGUUGCGGCAUUUCUUGUAUUGAUGGAAAAUCGGGAUACUGCAAUUUACAAUGAAGUGUUCAAAUGGAUUAAAAGUCAAGCACUAUCUUUAGAAACAAAUAAUAAAUUGAUUUUUCUCAGUGAUUUCGAAAAAGCAACCAUUAAGGCUUUAAGGCAAAGCUUUCCCGUAGCCAAAAUCCAUGGCUGCUAUUUUCAUUAUGUGCACGCUAUUAUUAGGAAAUGGACAAAGAUGCGCCUUGAUAUUCCCGAUAUUUUUUUGUCAAUGAUACUGACUGUACCAUUAUUACCUUGUAAAAAAUUCAAUGGAGCUGAAAAAAUUUUAAAAGUUGAUAUCUUGAUAAAUAAUUAUUCUGCUAAAGAUACUAAUAUAUUGCUGUUCAUGGACUAUUUUCACAAAACGUGGAUAUCCCACUCAAAUCAUAUGGUAUUGAAUAAGUAUGGAUCUAUGAAAAAUCAAAUUAUACCAGAAUGGCGAUAAAUGGCAAAAAACUGAAGAGAUCUACCCCGAAACACUUCAUAAAUAGGCGUUAUUACAUUAAUAGUUUAAAACAUGAGUUUGAAAACAAUAGCAGCAGAUUUGACAUUAAAAAUUUUAUGAGAAUGGUACCAAAAUCAUUAGAAGAAUUGAAAUUUUCUUUACGACUAUUGAUUGGCAAAGAUGUCAGUAACAUUAUUGAAGACAAUUUAGCUCCUGAAAGUCUGGAUAUCCCAGAAAGACAUUAAUGAUAAAAAAAAGGACUAUUAUACCUUAUUAAAUGAAGUAGAAUAACUAAUACCUGCUAAAUCUUCUAAUCCUUUUUUACAUAAGAGAGCUCUGUCAUCUAAAACAUUGAAUAAAAAAAAAGUGUCUUGGUCCACUACCACGAGGGUUAUUGCAUCAGGUACUUCACCAGUCAUCGCACCAGUUAUCACACCAGCCACUGUAACAAUCACCUCAUCUGGUUUACAAGCCUGCACACCAGCUACUACAAUAAACAUUUCACGAACGUCUUUACCAUUCAUCACACCUGUUACAGCAACAAUCACUUCAUUAUACCACUCUCAAGUAAUCACACCUGUCAAUGCAUCAACCACUUCAUUAUCCACUUUGCGUGUCAUCACUCCAGUUACUGCAAUAGGCACUUCACGAACAUCUUCUCGACUUAUCACACCCGUUACAGUAACAAAUAUCUCAUUAUCUCGUUCAAAAGUAAUUAUAACAACCACCUCAUCAGUCUUAACAACAGUCACUGAAUCAAUCACUACACAACUUGCUGCAUCGAACGCAAAGCCUCUCAAUGCUAGUUCAAAUCGACAAAUAAAAACAAGAAAUAUUCCUGAUAACAAACCAACUUUAAUCAAAACAUUAAGCAGUCAAAAUUGAAUACCAACAGAAAAUGGGUGAUUUUGAAUUGUGAUUAUCAACCACAGUCAUCGAACAAAAAUGUAAUUAAAUUGGUGCCCAUCGAUAUUAAGAAGGAUUCCAAAAUAAUAGACAAUAAAAAUUCAAGCCCAUCAUCAUCAUCAGGGUACAGAAGUUGGUGCUCAACAAUGAGAAUAUAAUAAAAAAGAAUUCGCGCAAAUUCCCCUGUAUGAAAAUGACGAUCGCGAACAAAUUCACGUGAAUUAAAUAGAAAGAUAUAUUCGAAUAUCGAAUGUCAUAAAAGAACAUCGAAAUUAAGGUUGGGUCUAUGUGUACUAAGAUAAAAUUAUUUUUGUGAAAAACAAAAAUUGCUAAUUAAAUUAAUAUGCAAUUAUGACUUUAUACGGCCUGCAAAUUCAAACAAUUUUAAAAAUGAAUAUUUUAGAAGAAACUCCUUGCUUUUUGCUCUUCUACAAAAUAAUUUAUUUGUACAAAAAUCAUUUUCAAUGGCCUGAUAUUAUUUUGUUUGCAUUAAAUUUAUUUUGAUUAAAACAAAAUAUAAUAUUUUAUUUUUACGAAUGAAAAUAUUUUAAUCGGAUACCUUUAGAUUAUUUACGCUUUAUCGGAACAUGUUGAAAAUAAAUAUUAUCAAAAAACUUUGUAAUACAUUUUUUAAAUUUCAUAUAAAAAUUUCAAUACUGCAAUUUGAACAGCAAGUUUUACUAUUGCAAAAAGUAAUUUGAGUUGAAUCAUAUUUACAAAUAUUUUUAAGACGUUAUUUCAGAAUCAUCGACAAUUAGACAAAUGACCCUAGAUGCUCAAGCUGUUGCUGAUUGGGCAAGAGAAAAUGGCCUACAAGUAGAUUUAGUUAAAACUAAAACUUUGGUAUUGGGCUCAAGUCGCAAAUUAAAAAAGUUACAAAAUGAAACUCUACCUGAAAUUGUUAUUGACGGGAUAGCCCUUCCUUACAUAGAGUCAACUAAAUGUCUGGGUCUCUAUAUUUCUAAUACAUUAUCUUGGAAUUUACAUGUUUCAAAAACUGUGAGCAAAAUAAAUUCGACGUUAUAUAGUCUAAAAUUAAGGAAGAACAUUUAUACAAAAGACAUUAGGAGGUUAUUAGUCUCAGCAACUAUAUUACCGCUUAUUGAUUAUUGCUCUAUAGUAUUAACUAGCUCUACUGUCGAAGAAAAUUGUAAAAUGCAGCGUUCCUUAAACUCAGCUAUUCGUUUUAUUUAUAAUUUAAAACGUAAUGAGCAUAUCACACCAUAUAGACGUAAACUUGGGUGGCUAUCGGUAAAUAGCCGCCGAAUUUAUUUCUUAGCGUGCUACUUUUAUAAACUAUUAAGUAUAGGCAAGCCGUGCUAUUUACGUGGAUUAUUUAUUGACGAUAUCGAGACUAGACGUUCUGAGAGACUAGCAGCAAAAAAGAACUAUGUAAAUUUUAAGAUGCCUAACUUUGCUACGACUGCGUUUGAAUCUUUUUUUGUUGUUACCUGUAUUCGUCUCUGGGAAGAAUUACCAGCUGACUUGAUAAAUUCAUCUAGUAUUGAAAUCUUUAAAAAUAAAAUGUUCGACUACCUAUUUAAUC